UCGUCGAAACCGCCAGGCAUCGCUACUAUUUAGACCGCACAGUCCGACGUUUGUCCACAUCGCACCCCCUUGACAUUCUACUCGUACUGUGUGCUCUAGUGUGUUAUCUGUAAUUCUUUCCCGCAUCUUCCUUCCUUAGUUUUUUUCUUGAAGAUCACCCGCAUCGCUUGUAAGGCGAACUUGGAGUGAUGUCUACGACGCCCCCUCCCAAGAAGACCUUCCGCUCUCGUGUCGGAACAGUAAUGCGUCGCUCCUCUACGAGCUGGAAUCUCCCAGGUUUGCCAAAUCGCUCAGGCUCAACAACUCCCCCUCUCCAAGAGCCUGAUUCCGCCUCCAUGGCAGGAUCAACCUCUCCAAAGCUCGAGCGCGAGGGCUCCACCACGUCCCUUACGCAGGUAGACACCACACGGUCGACACCUCCUCCCCCUAGUACUAUUCCUGAGUCACCUGCCCGUGAAGAAGCUGCCCUUGCUAGUGAGAUGUCUCCUCAGCAGGUUUCAUCUCCACUCUCAGGGGGCGUUGUUACCGCUGAACCUGCUUCGGAUCCUUCUCUCCAGGCGCCUGAAGAGUCACGUAAAGCUGCUAAAGCGCCCAAAGCUGAGCCCGCUUUCGUAAUUCCCUCCGUCGUGGUCAAUUCGCCCGAGCCCGCGAAAGAGGAAGCUCUUGCCCCCGUGUUCACAGCUGAACCAGAGGAGAUGUCUCCCGCCCCACCCGCAGAGCGCACUCAAGUAUCUGCUCCUCCGGCCUCAACAAAGGCUUCUGAUGCUGCCCCAACGCCUACUCCACCCCCUUCUACUCCACCCCCACCAGCCCGUGAACCCACACCUCCAUCGGCUCCGGCCCGUGAACCUACACCUCCAUCUGCCCCAGCUCGUAAACCCACACCUCCAGUUUCAGCUGCUACACCUCCUCCAGCAGGAAAGGUGGCAGAUGAUCCUUCAACAGCACCCCAGAUACCUGCUUCCUCAUCAGCACCUGUGCCUACUGCGGCACCAGCACCGUCUCGUACACGAGCUUCAACGCCUCUAGCAUCUCCACCGGAGAUUUCUCAUGUUCCAUCCUCUGCACCACGGACUCCCCCUGCACAGACACCCCCUGUACGGACUCCCCCUGCACAGACACCUGGCCCUGCCACAACUACAGGUUACUUUGACCUUGCGGUUCCCCGCACAUCGUCUCCGCUGGAUGAGCAUGUAGAUGAAGGAGCAAACGUCUGGGCAGACCAUAUCUCAACCUCGCCUCCACCUCAACCAGCACCAGCACCAGCACCAGCACCAGCCCCUUCCCUCGAAUUCGACCCACUUGCCAAUCGUCCAGCGGCACCCAAAGUAGCGAAAACCACUUCCCGUCCUCGGGGUUCAUCCAUAUCAUCUGCGCAGGUGAUGGCCCAGCGACAACCGAGCCGGAAGCCAAGCUCAACCCUCCAGCCCCGCGAGCGGGAGAUCGUCGGUACCACAUACACCUGGAGUAAUCCGAGCAGUGAAUUCAACCAAAGCAAGGCGAGCCUGACAAUGCCUUCGGAGGACCCGUUCGCAGAUCGCGCUCCAAGCCACCAUAUCUAUCCCCCUCAACAGCCUGCUGAAAUUUCGUCGCCCAUUGUUCAUGAUGUUUUUGACCCUCGAUCACCACGGGAUGAUAGCAUGAUAGCUCCUGUUGAACCAGUGGCGGUACCACUGCCUGCCCUGCAUGAAGUCAUGCUUACCCAUUCUGUUCGGCAAGUCUCUUCAGGCUACACUUCGAGUGACGGGGCCAGUACUGGGUACUUCCAGAGCAGAGACAUACCCAUAGAAACGAACGAGCGUCGGCCCUUGAUCACUCGCCCAGGUCGCCCGUCUACGCCUCCCAUCGUGACCACGUUCUCACAACCCAGCCCAUCACCAGAAUCUUAUCAUUCGCAUACCUUUGGUGUCAGCCAUCCCACUCCACAGCGAGCCCAGCCCGCUCGCCUCGAAGGCAAUGGUUCCGCACAUACUUAUUCAUAUGGGUCAGUGUCCAGACCAUAUGCUAGCCGUGGAUGGAUAGAGCAGGCGUUACCUCACGGUGGCAAAUACUUCGUGAAUCCGCGUAUUCAAGCUACGACCGACGUUGACCUUCGCAACUUGUCCAAGCUGGAUGCGGUUAUGUCGGUUGUGGAAACAGCCGGUAGCGCCCCUGAAGGAUGUGAAAUGUGGGCCAGAGAAGGUCCCGUCGUGAAGAGAGGUUGGAGGAGACAGAAGAUGGCUGGAGGACCAGUUAUCAGUUGGGUAGACCAUCGGAUCCGCAGGGUCUCGAGCGGAAUACCUAGUGUCGACGGAAUUAUCUUCUCUGGGGAAGAUGACAGACUUGAUGACGAGUUUAGAUACUGGUCAUUUGUGGAGACUCACCCCGCGCAUAUUUCAUUGCCGCCAAGCGCUCGGCAGGAAGCUUUGGAUGCUCUUCAUUGGUCUUACACAGACCCAUUAUUGGCACAUCCUCAGCCGAUUCCCCCUCCCUUCACCCAAGAAGAAUGUCACAAGUUGUUAGGUCAUCUUAAUGACCCCAACAUGCGGUCAACUACGACGCAUACACGGAUGAUUGCCCGUAUUUUGCUUCGCGUCGCUCACUGGCGUCAAACGAACUUCCGACCACACAAACCUCUUCCCCGCGAUGUCCCUGUCAUGCAGCGUCCCAAACGACGCGUGCCUGUAGGUCGCAUGAUUGCCGAUAUCCUUACUGGCAUUCUCUGCCUGGGUAUUCCUUUCUUUCUCGUUGAUCGGUCAGACUAUGGCGGCCAUCUUGACCUAGAGGGCAAUAUUGUGUCUAAUUCUGGUGGUCCUUUAUUCCUUGCUGGUGCUUGUGCAUGCCUGGUGGCCGCUGUCAUCCUCAGUGCUUCUGUGACACUCAUGACAUUACCUGGUCUGAGUGGUAUCGCACGCAUGUCAGGCCUAGUCGCCAUCAUGUGCUCGGUAUUAAGUAUGAUCACCUCGUUCAUUUCCAUCAUACGUCACAAGGCGGAAAUGGCGCAUGGGGCGCCUACGUCGGGCUCCGAAGGAUUUGUACUUCUCACUCGCCGAAGUGUCUUCUUAUCUCUCCCACUUGUAUUCCUAGCCUACUCUGUCGCAGGCUUCAUCACUGGCGUUGUUAUCUAUUCAUUCAAUGGAGUGGUACUCAACGGAACAGCGAAUAGCUCUCUAUCACAUGUACAUUGAUGAUUGCAGUCAUAAUUAGCGCUCGGUAUCAUGGAGGGUGUCGCCGGAGUGCUUGUCGCUUCCUUUUGAAGCUACUUCAUAACGAUUUAUUUAUUGUGUAUGUUA
Messenger RNA from Suillus subaureus, 3272 nucleotides. RefSeq lists its product as uncharacterized. The coding region runs from base 189 to 3167 and encodes 992 amino acids. NCBI's taxonomy places the organism in Eukaryota, Fungi, Basidiomycota, Agaricomycetes, Boletales, Suillaceae. The record is from RefSeq and is a predicted model, not a curated record. The transcript is spliced from 10 exons.